AUGAUUGCCUCCAGAUUGUCCAGAGCUCUCCCACGCUCGACUCCCAUCUCCCGCAUCUCCCAGAUCCGAGCACCCCGUUCGUCAAUACUCUCCAGAUAUGCCUCUUCCGAUGCUUCUGAGAGUUCCGAAAAGGUCAAGGGCCAAGUCAUUGGUAUUGACUUGGGCACGACAAACUCCGCCGUCGCCGUGAUGGAAGGCAAACAACCUCGCAUAAUUGAAAACGCCGAAGGUACCCGAACUACACCGUCCGUCGUUGCUUUCACCGAGAGCGGCGAGCGUCUGGUCGGUAUUGCCGCCAAACGACAAGCUGUCGUCAACCCCGAAAACACCCUGUUCGCUACGAAGCGACUUAUCGGCCGAAAAUUCACAGACCCUGAAUGCCAACGUGACCUCAAAGAGGUUCCAUACAAGAUUGUCCAGCAUACCAACGGUGAUGCUUGGUUGGAGGCUCGUGGUCAGCGAUACUCGCCAUCGCAAAUCGGUGGUAUGAUCUUGGCCAAGAUGAAGGAGACCGCGGAAGCCUAUCUGGGCAAGCCUGUUAAGAACGGUGUCGUCACUGUGCCCGCGUAUUUCAACGAUAUGCAGCGACAGGCCACCAAGGACGCUGGUCAGAUCGCAGGUCUGAACGUCCUGCGAGUGGUCAACGAACCUACUGCGGCAGCUCUCGCCUACGGUCUCGAGAAGGAAGAGGACCGCGUGAUUGCAGUCUACGAUCUCGGUGGUGGUACUUUCGAUAUCUCUGUCCUUGAGAUCCAAAAGGGUGUCUUCGAGGUCAAGUCAACCAACGGUGAUACCCACUUGGGUGGUGAGGACUUCGAUAUCUCGCUUGUUCGCCACCUUGUCCAACAAUUCAAGAAGGAGUCUGGUAUCGACCUGUCCAACGACCGUAUGGCCAUCCAACGUAUCCGUGAGGCCGCCGAGAAGGCCAAGAUUGAGCUGUCUUCCUCGCUCCAGACCGACAUCAACCUGCCCUUCAUCACCGCCGACGCCUCAGGUCCAAAGCAUAUCAACCAGAAGAUGACUCGUGCUCAGCUCGAGAAGCUGGUGGAGCCACUCAUCUCACGGACGAUUGAACCUGUCCGGAAGGCUUUGAAGGAUGCCAACCUCCAGGCCAAGGACAUCCAGGAGGUUAUCCUGGUCGGUGGUAUGACCCGUAUGCCCAAGGUCAUGGAAUCGGUCAAGAGCAUCUUCGGCCGUGACCCUGCCAAAUCUGUGAACCCGGAUGAGGCUGUCGCUAUCGGUGCUGCUAUCCAGGGAGCUGUCCUGGCUGGUGAGGUGACAGAUGUUUUGUUGUUGGACGUUACGCCCCUGUCUCUCGGUAUCGAGACCCUUGGUGGUGUCUUUACCCGCUUGAUCAACCGAAACACCACCAUCCCAACCAAGAAGUCGCAGAUCUUCUCGACUGCCGCCGACUUCCAGACGGCUGUAGAGAUCAAGGUCUACCAGGGUGAGCGUGAGCUUGUCCGUGACAACAAGCUGUUGGGCAACUUCCAGCUGGUCGGCAUCCCUCCGGCCCACCGAGGUGUCCCCCAAAUCGAGGUCACCUUUGAUAUUGAUGCCGACUCGAUUGUGCACGUGAGUGCCAAGGACAAGUCGACCGGCAAGGAUCAAUCCAUCACGAUUGCUUCUGGCUCUGGUCUGUCUGACUCGGAGAUCGAGAACAUGGUUAGCGACGCCGAGAAGUACUCGGACCAAGACAAGGAGCGCAAGGCUGCCAUCGAGGCCGCCAACCGAGCUGACAGCGUCUUGAACGACACCGAGAAGGCGCUCAACGAGUUCGAAGACAAGCUCGACAAGACUGAAGCUGAUGCUAUCAAGGAGAAGAUUGCAUCGCUCCGCGAAUACGUUGCCAAGAACCAGACUGGUGAAGGCAACGCGACUGCGGAAGAGAUGAAGGCCAAGAUCGAUGAGCUUCAGACUACUGCCCUCACGCUGUUCGACAAGAUGCACAAGGCCCGCGAGCAGGCGCAAACACCGCCGGGUGGUGAAGCCGGUUCGCAAGGUGGCGAGCAGAAGCCUUAA
Capronia coronata CBS 617.96 is the source of this 2022-nucleotide messenger RNA. RefSeq names its product hsp70-like protein. Gene Ontology annotation, biological process: cellular response to unfolded protein; protein refolding. The coding region runs from base 1 to 2022 and encodes 673 amino acids. The record is from RefSeq and is a predicted model, not a curated record. Gene Ontology annotation, molecular function: ATP hydrolysis activity; ATP binding; misfolded protein binding. The transcript is spliced from 2 exons. Lineage: Eukaryota; Fungi; Ascomycota; Eurotiomycetes; Chaetothyriales; Herpotrichiellaceae. Gene Ontology annotation, cellular component: mitochondrion; cytoplasm.